This is a messenger RNA of Notothenia coriiceps (black rockcod), 1653 nucleotides long. Its product is annotated as 1-phosphatidylinositol 4,5-bisphosphate phosphodiesterase zeta-1-like. The transcript is spliced from 11 exons. Gene Ontology annotation, biological process: positive regulation of cytosolic calcium ion concentration involved in egg activation; lipid metabolic process; intracellular signal transduction. Gene Ontology annotation, molecular function: phosphatidylinositol-4,5-bisphosphate phospholipase C activity. Gene Ontology annotation, cellular component: nucleus. The coding region runs from base 1 to 1653 and encodes 550 amino acids. The record is from RefSeq and is a predicted model, not a curated record. NCBI's taxonomy places the organism in Eukaryota, Metazoa, Chordata, Actinopteri, Perciformes, Nototheniidae.
AUGCAGAGAGGCAAGGCCCCCCCUUCAAGGAGAGCUGAAAUUCAGCAUCUGUAUCAAACCUACUCCUCAGGACAGACUAUCUUACCUGCCUGUGCCCUCCUCCGUUUCCUCCACAAAGAGCAGAACGAGCUCACAGCCAAUGAAGAGAAGGCAGACAGUUUGAUUGAUAGAUAUGAGAUUGAAGAGACAGCCAGAGAAAGCAGAUCCAUGACAUUUGAAGGAUUCCUGAGAUACAUGGAGUCUAAAGACUGCUGUGUGUUCGACCAGGCCCACACUUCUGUGUAUACAUCCAUGGACCAGCCUCUCACCCAUUACUUCAUCUCCUCAUCUCACAACACCUAUCUGACUGGAGAUCAGAUAGUAGGAAAGAGCCAUCUGGAUGCCUAUGUGAGUGCUCUGAGGAAAGGCUGCCGCUGCCUGGAGGUUGACUGCUGGGAUGGGCCGGAUAUGGAGCCUGUAGUCUACCAUGGCUACACCCUGACCACUAAGAUACUCUUUAAGGACGUCAUCACCACUGUGGAGCAACAUGCCUUCGAGGUGUCUGCCUACCCAGUGAUCCUGUCGUUAGAAAACCAUUGCUCUAAGGAGCAGCAAGAAGUCAUGGCCAAGUACCUUGUCUCUAUCCUGGGGGAGAAGCUGCUGAGAGCUCCCUUGGAUCACCUGACCACUGGAGACCUCCCAAGCCCCAACGACCUGAAGUAUAAGAUCCUCAUCAAGAACAAAAAGCUUAAGCCUCACAUUAACACGGAGGGCCCAUCAUGCACAGAGACAGAGGAGAGUGUAGAUGAGGGCGAGGAGGAAGAUGAGGAUGAGGAGGACGAGGAUCUUCAAACCAAAGCAAAGUUCUGGUCUUCCAAAAAGUUAAAGAUAAAAGUAAUAGCAGAGGCUUUAUCGGACCUGGUGGUGUACACCAAGUCUGUGAAGUUCAUCAGCUUCAGUCAUUCAAAGGACAAUCAGAACUACUGCGAGAACACAUCAAUGGCAGAGAAGAAAGCGCGCAAGCUAGCCAAAGACUCAGCUGCAGCCUUUGCUCAGCACAACCAGAGGUUCCUCAGCAGGAUCUACCCCGCAGGCUCCAGGACGUCGUCCUCCAACUACAACCCUCAGGAGUUUUGGAGUGUCGGCUCACAGCUCGUGGCUCUCAAUUUCCAGUCUCUGGGCAUGCCUAUGGACCUUAAUGACGGUCGUUUCCAGGACAACGGGGGCUGUGGAUACGUCCUGAAGCCGCCCGUGCUCAUGUCCAGUCAGGAGAGCUUUGAUCCCAGCCUCAAACCCACACACCUGCUGCUCAAGGUGUUCAGCGGGUCCAACUUACCCAUCUCCAGGAGUGGAAAAGCUCUGGACUCCUUCGUCACAGUGGAGGUUUAUGGGACCUCAUCUGACUCAAACAGAAAACACACACACACUGUCAAAAACAACUCGCUGAGUCCUUACUGGGAUUCUGACAUGAACUUCAGCAUCAGCGUCCCUGAGCUCUGCCUCCUCCGCUUCUGUGUCAGAGAGCAGACCGGCCUCCUCAGCAGUGAGUUUGUAGGACAAUACACGCUGCCCUUCACCAGCCUGAAGAAAGGCUACCGAUGGGUGCCUCUGCGCUCCCGAGACGGAUGCAGCAUGGAUCCAGCCUCCCUCUUCCUCUUUGUUUGGUAUUCCUAA